AUGGCAGAAGUUGUGCAAGCGCGGACGACCUUCACUCCCAAUUCACCAUCACGAAAGCGCUCUGCAUCUCCCGACCACGAACCCACCACCGAACCCCCGAGCAACGCCCUCGCCACCACCAACAAUGACUCCUCUCUUACCUCCUCCGAACCGCCCACGAAGAAAACAAAACUCAUCCGCCGAAAACGCCGCCCAGCACGACCUCAAGUCGACCCAUCAACGAUAAAAUCCGAGCCACCUCCCCAAACCGGUACGAUCUUCAACAUAUGGUACAACAAGUGGUCCGGCGGCGACCGCGAGGAUGCCUACCUAUCCAAAACUGCCGCACCCUCACGUUGCAACAUCCGCAACGACUCCGGCUGGACGGCCGCCGACAAGACUCCGGGGAGUUUCUUCUGCCUGUUCUUCGCGCGAGGGCUGUGUCCCAAGGGCCACGAAUGCCAAUACCUGCACCGGCUCCCGACCGUGUUCGACGUGUUCAACCCCAACAUCGACUGCUUCGGGCGUGACAAGCACAGCGACUACCGCGACGACAUGGGGGGCGUCGGCAGUUUCACGCGCCAGAAUCGCACACUCUACGUUGGGCGCAUCCACGUCACGGACGACAUUGAGGAAGUUGUCGCGCGCCAUUUCCAAGAGUGGGGUGAGAUCGAGCGCACGAGGGUGCUCACCGGCCGGGGAGUCGCUUUCAUCACGUAUGUCAACGAAGCAAAUUCGCAGUUUGCGAAGGAGGCCAUGGCGCAUCAGGCGCUGGAUAAUAAUGAGAUCUUGAAUGUGCGCUGGGCGACGGUCGAUCCGAAUCCACUGAGCGCGAAGCGAGAGGCCGCGAGGAUCGAAGAGCAGGCCGCGGAAGCGGUUAGGAGAGCGUUGGGGGACCGCGCAGUGAGAGAGAUUGAGGGGCGGGAGACGAGAGAAGAGAAAGACCAGAGGAAAAUCGAGUCCGGAUAUGGUCUGGAAGGCUACGAGGCUCCGGAAGCCGUUUGGUACAACCAACAGAGGUACCGUGACCUUGAGGGCCAGAAAUUGGGGGAGCGAGGUCUUCUCGAAGCGCCUCCUGGUCAGGACGGUGCGGAUAUCCAACAUGACGCAGGUGAUAUAGAGCCUGCGGUGGUUUCGAAUCAGCCUACUGGCCGAGCAGGACCUGCAGACAAUGACCAAAACGGCAUACUCUCGGGCUCUACGCUAGCUGCGCUGAAGGAAUUUACUGCAGCUGGAAGAACACCGACUCGCACACAGCAGCCUGCGAAGCCCGCAGCGGCUGGCGGUCUUCUGGUGGAAUACGGCAGCGAUGAAGAUAGCGACUAG
Exophiala aquamarina CBS 119918 is the source of this 1305-nucleotide messenger RNA. RefSeq lists its product as uncharacterized. Gene Ontology annotation, molecular function: U6 snRNA binding; metal ion binding; pre-mRNA binding. Lineage: Eukaryota; Fungi; Ascomycota; Eurotiomycetes; Chaetothyriales; Herpotrichiellaceae. The coding region runs from base 1 to 1305 and encodes 434 amino acids. Gene Ontology annotation, cellular component: Prp19 complex; U2-type catalytic step 1 spliceosome; U2-type catalytic step 2 spliceosome. The transcript has a single exon. The record is from RefSeq and is a predicted model, not a curated record.